Molecule: messenger RNA, 2104 nt
Organism: Nothobranchius furzeri (turquoise killifish)
Lineage: Eukaryota; Metazoa; Chordata; Actinopteri; Cyprinodontiformes; Nothobranchiidae
Gene: manea
Product: mannosidase, endo-alpha
Cellular component (GO): Golgi apparatus
Molecular function (GO): alpha-mannosidase activity
Source: RefSeq, a predicted model, not a curated record
CUAAACGCAUUGCGGGACACUAGAUUCCUAAAACACGAGGAUGAGUUACAUUUAAGGAAAAGACCAAUGAUGGUGUUUAGAAGUCGGUGAUGUUGCCCACGACACGCUGCUGAACCAGAAGUGGUAAACCCGUCCUCUGCAUCGUUAUCAGCUAAACAAAUGCAGUUGUUCGAGCACUUGGAUUAAAUAUCGUUUUAAUCCGCACAUAUUUAUUUUGACAAACUCUCCAUUGAAUCUUCGAUGGCACCACGCCCAACAUCACUCCUGCUCAGCUGUUUCAAUAAUGAAGGAUGGCGAGGUUUAGGUUGAAAACUUGCAUUGCUUCAAUCGCUUUAGUGCUGUUUGUACUCAUCGUAACCCUUAUUUUAAAGUCUCUCACUACAGAGGAUUCGUCUUUCCAAAGCCCAGGAGAUGUUAGGGUAAUUCCAGACAAAAAGAAUGAUCCACAGAGCCAGAGAAACUAUCAGAAAACACCAGAAGACACCGAUAUGAAUGAGUCAGAUAGGAAUUCAGAGCUGGAAGCUGCACUGAGGAAGUAUCCUCCUCCAAACUACUAUCUCCAUACUUUUUAUUACGUCUGGUAUGGGAACCCUAAGUUUGAUGGAAAAUACGUCCACUGGGACCAUCCACAGCUGCCACACUGGGAUGCUGAAGUAGCUCGGGGAUAUCCACAAGGAAGGCAUGUCCCUCCUGAUGACAUUGGGUCCAACUUUUACCCAUCUUUAGGGCCCUACAGUUCCAGGGACACUUCUGUAAUGGAGGCUCAUAUGCAACAGCUGCGUACAGCAGCCAUCGGUGUGAUCGCUGUUUCCUGGUAUCCCCCCUCGACAAACGAUGACAACGGUGAGCCGGUAGACGAGCUAGUGCCUGCACUGUUGGAGGUGGCACAGAAAUACCGCAUUAAGGUUGUUUUCCACAUUGAGCCAUACAAAGGAAGAGAUGAAGUCAACAUGUUCACUAAUGUCAAAUACAUAAUUGAGAAAUACGGAGAGCACCCGGCAUUUUUUAAGUAUCAAACAAACUCUGGCAAACUCCUUCCACUCUUUUAUGUUUACGACUCAUACUUGAUGAACUCUGAGCAAUGGGCCAAGCUGCUGAAACACACAGAGCACAACAGCAUCAGGGAUACUCCAUAUGACGCCAUCUUCAUCGCUCUGCUGGUUGAGGAGAAACAUAAGAUGGAGAUCCUGACUGCGGGCUUUGAUGGCAUCUACACCUACUUCGCCACUAACGGGUUUUCCUACGGCUCUACUCAGAAGAACUGGGCCUCUGUUAAAUCCUUCUGCGAAGACAACAACCUGAUUUUCAUUCCAAGCGUGGGUCCGGGCUAUAUUGACACAAGCAUUCGACCGUGGAACUUCCGGAAUACGAGAAACCGAAUCAGUGGCAAAUACUACGAAACAUCGCUAAGUGCGGCGUUGGAGACCAGGCCCGACUUCAUCUCUAUAACGUCUUUUAAUGAGUGGCAUGAGGGGACUCAGAUUGAAACAGCAGUCCCUAAAAGAAGCCAUAUGGUGUACUUGGACUACCUACCCAAUAAGCCAACUAUCUACCUUGACAUAACUCGCAAAUGGGCCGCCAUAUUUGGUGGCGAGCGACAAAGAUGGCCAGACUGAUGAUACCAAAUCACUGAUGGAGCGCGAUAGCAAAAAACACAAAGUGGUGAUUUAUUGAUUGAGAAAUGACUACUUAUUUGAAUUUUGGCUGCUGUAUCUUGCACUGAAUUAACUGCUUUUAAUCACUUCUUAUGUUUAGUCAUUCACAAAUAAGCUGCAUGAUUUGUUCCUCCAAACCCAGCUGAAAGCGAAGGCUGUUUUUGCCUUCUGUGGUCCAAAAUCAUCGUUGAACAGGAAAUAGGUACGCAAAACAGUGUGGUGGUAAAAAGCUGUUGCUUCACUUCUUUCAAAGCCGUGCCGGAGUAAAAGGUUACCACGAGUCGUAAACAAACAGCAGUUUUUAUCCUGAAGUACCGGAUGGCAAAUAAUUUCCUUUAGUGUGUUCACCUUCAUGUUGAUGGUUUCUGGCUGUGGUAUGUGUCCUGGCGUAGGUGUCUGAACGAAUCACUUGAAUAAAUUCUCUGGUUAGAUACAGAAACUGCAUAUCA